UUUAUGAAAAUCUGCGCUGCGAUGGAGCACAUCUAUUAUUAAAUUUUUUGUAAGGAGUUCUUCGCAGUUUUGCACAUCGGAUCUUGGUCACCAUGGACUGGUUCAACUGCCUUGUGAUUUUGACAGUAAAUAUUUUGAUCUCUGGAAUACAAACAGAAAAUUGCCCAGAGAGCACAAAAAAUAUCACAAUGUGUCAUAAUGGCACAUACUUUAAUCAUAACAAACAGUUAUGCCAGACAUGCAGAUUGUGUAGAGUCGGUGAAGGAGUGAGGUGCCCAUGCAACGGUGAUACAAACACAGUCUGUGAAAGAUGCUCAAAGGGGACAUUUUCAAGACUUGAUAGUAAUCGCCACUGCACUCCAUGCACCAAAUGCAGAGUAAAUGAAAUUCGGAAAUCAGUGUGUAACAAAACACAUGAUGCAGUAUGCCUUGCAAAGGAGAGAGUAAAAAAGGUGCGAAAGGACCAUUCAACAUAUAUAUGGAUUAUAGUGGCACUUGGUAUUUGUUUUGUUCUUGUGAUGGUGUUAUUGAUUUGGGCAUUCUAUCGGACGAGAGGAAGUCUAUGCCAGCAAGCACCACCUCAACCGUACCGUGAUUACGUUUCUCAACAGUACCAUGAUACAGAUGCUUCUCAGGCAUCAGACGCUGCUCUCUGUGAUGGGUCCUCGUUUUCAAGUCUCGAUGGAGAUACUCGAUGGAGAAGAGAUCGUUUUAAAAUCGAAAGGUCAUCUUAUUCCAGUCUGGAAGAAAAAUGGAAGAAAUCAAAAGAAGAUAGAGACUCUAUACAAAGUAGUCUACUGAGUUCAGACAAUUACAGUGGAUCUUCGUACAGAGUUCUGAAAAACCCUGAUGUUCUGGUCAAUUCACUGCCAGCGUCUGUAUACCAAGACCUGGGGAAACUUUUAAACCCUUCUCAGCAGUACAAGGAUUGGCAAACCCUUGCUGGGAAAAUGGGAUACACUCAAACUGACAUAGAGAACUGGAAGCUUAGAUCCACCAACGACUUUACGGAGACAGUGCUAAUGGAUUGGUGCACGCGUAAACCAAACGCAACAGUAAGAGACCUUUAUAAAAUUAUUGUUGAGAUACCAAGAGAAGAUGCGGCUAGUGUUCUAUAUAACAUCGAUAAGUCGACAUCGAUACGCAGUGAAGUCACUGUAUAGAAGUGCACCAACAAAUUCGCGUCCGAUGGCCAACUCAUUUUUCUAUGGACAGAGAUAACACAUUAAAGCAAGAUAACUCUUAAGAAUUUGCCAUGCGACGCUUGACUGGUUUUUCAAAGGUUCAGCGUGUCAAGCGUUUUUACAUAUAGAGUUAGAUACCAAUUUGUCGAGAGUAUAGUCUAUGAUACUUGUACAUAGUAAAAACUUAUGGAUUUUGGGAAAUUUCUUUGAGCAGUAGAAAUGCACCGUGGCAUAAAGCCCUUUAAAUCUAUUUACACGUGCGUCACUGUUUCUGAAUUUGCCAAUAAUGAUUUAUUAGUUUUAAGUAUCAAUCUAAAUUAUUUUUGUAUAUUUUUGUUUUUUGUUAGGUAUAUAUUUUGUAGCUUUAGAUGCAUCAACGAUUUCUCUUGAGCUCUUAUUUUGCAUACCGGUUCAAAAUGAAGUGGAAAGCAUGUAGUUUUCUAAUAAUGCGAGACUAGUACUAGUGACAUUCAAAACAUAUUAAAAGAGUAAAGGGUUUGUUUACCAUUACAGCCUUGCUUAUUUCCACAGCUGAAAUGGCUGCCAUUCUAAUUGAUAAUACAGAGAUAUAUCGGUAAUGAUGCGAUUAUUGCUAUCUCUUGAAAAAUGUUUCACACCAUUUGGGCUUUAGCAUGAGCUCCCAAUUUUUUUACGUAAUCGUUUUGUGAUUUGAUUUCUGAAAACUGACAAGUCCUUUUUUCCCUGUUAGAGCCUCGUUCGUGUCUUCCAACACAAUUUAAAAGCGUUAACCAAUCACUACAAAUUUGAUGCAUUAAUUCAGUAUUUCACAUCUUAAUUAUGGUUUUUGUCAAAGAAAAUUUUGUUUAUUAUGUAGAACAUAUAUUAUGUUUCCAAAAUGUCGACCACGCGUUAUUAAAUAUCAGUUUCCGUGAUUAAUAUAUUAAAAACUUUUUCAGUUUGUUUUAUUAUUGUACUACAAAUGUAUUUUGUCAUCGACGACAAAUUCUAUUUUUCUCUUUUAUUUGCUACAAGAAAAAAUUCAGUUUGAUUUGAGUUUAUUGACUUGAGUUGUAUUAGUACGCAUUGAUAAUUUCCUGUGUAUUGUAAGGAUAUUUGUAACGCACCGUCCCAAUGUCCGAAAAACGGCUAACUAGAAUAACUAACUGCCCGCCCCCGCUUUUACUUUUAAGGUAGAUUUCAAAUUUGUACACAUUUGGAACCCAAGAGAAAGCCAAGUGGCGGUUAAAACCAUGCGAAGUUACUCUUAUUUCGAUAUAAUACGGAGAUUAUAAGGAGUUUUUUUCUAGGAUUAGCUUCCAAAUAGCGGUGGUUGAGACGCAUAUCGAUUGGGAAAUGUCAGUCACUUUGACAAUUAUAGGAGAUUUAUGUAGUUUUAUCUCACUUGUGGUGCCCAUGUUAGCCAUUGGCUGUACCCCCAAUCUGGAGGAACCCAUUUCCAAAAUAAACAUGAUUUAUAGGUACCUCUAGUUGCUUGAAUUGAAUCAGUAAGUAACGAAAUGAAAAUCUCCGUUGUUAUUUAUUAACUGGUUUUCAUCUAUGUUGUUGUAGUUGCUUGUGAUUUAUUCAUGUCAUUCA
This is a messenger RNA of Rhopilema esculentum, 2741 nucleotides long. RefSeq lists its product as uncharacterized. Gene Ontology annotation, biological process: Rho protein signal transduction. The record is from RefSeq and is a predicted model, not a curated record. Gene Ontology annotation, cellular component: plasma membrane; cell surface. Gene Ontology annotation, molecular function: death receptor activity; coreceptor activity; nerve growth factor binding. Lineage: Eukaryota; Metazoa; Cnidaria; Scyphozoa; Rhizostomeae; Rhizostomatidae.